Messenger RNA from Symbiodinium sp. CCMP2592, 1932 nucleotides. NCBI's taxonomy places the organism in Eukaryota, Dinophyceae, Suessiales, Symbiodiniaceae. The record is from the annotation of a GenBank genome assembly.
AUGGUCGCCUUUGCCGCCGAGGCACGACACAAUCAAAUUAUCGGCGAAUUGGGAGCAGAACAUCAGGAGCAGCUCCGUGCAAUGUACAAUAGUGGGCUUGCAGAGGUGAACAAGUUGAGGAACGAAUUAGGCAAUGCUAACAUUGCGUUGUCGAUUCAGAGGUCUGAAAUGGGUCAAGGUGAAGUUCGUUUCCAACAAACCGAAAGCGCGAGGGAACUCGCUGUCAUUGAAGCCAACCGGCAAGCGGAAGCUGCCCGUAGAGCUUUAGAGGAAGCUAACAGCAAUGCCAGGCGCCUUCGCGAAGUGGAAACUUCUGCCCGUCAGAAUGAUGCAAUGCGAUCCCAUGAGGUCGCUGACAUGUCAUCUCGGAUGGAUGAACUGAUGAGGCAGCUUCACGCCCAGCGUCAGCAGACAGAGGUAUUGAUUCAGCAGAAUAGUGCAUUAAGCUCCAGGGUUCGAGAUUUCGAAGCUAGAGAUGCUGCUUUGAGGAUUCAAGAGGGAAUUCCACAAGGGCCUCCACCCGGCAUUCCCGUACAUCCCAUUUCCACCCCGAAGCAUGGAGGUGACACUCCUACGGAACAGGCGACGGACGCCGGGAGGCGAACCCCUCCAGAUGGCUCCAGCCCAGGUGGCGGUGGUGGUGGCGGUGGGCCUGAUGGCAACGGCCCCAGCGGAGGCGAUGAUGAUCAUGAUCGUCGCAGUCGGAAGUCCAAGAAGGAUAAGAAGCAUAAGAAGAAGAAGUCGCGCAGGAGAAUGAAAGCCACUGAAAAUGACGACUCGGUUGAAGAUGAAGUUGGCAGGGACUACAUAAUCAUCGGCGCUUGGAUUUUUAGCGGUAUGACUGGAAUCACAACUUCCGUAGACCGUCAUGCUCAGCUGACCAAGUACCUGAUCGCCUUCAUGAAGUCAAGAGGGUUGAAAGAUACCUUUACGUCCAUCUGCAUCAACCAUGGUGGCAAUCGCCGGGUGCAUCGAGACUUGUUGAAUCAUGAUGGCUCGCUCAAUCACACUCUAGGCGUUGGAAGCUAUCAAGGUGGUUCCGUAUGGGUUGAGCGGAAGGACGACUUUCCCGUAUUUCGCAGAGAAGGUGUAGCUGGUGGGAAAUCAAAGUGCGUCAAGGUUACGGGGGGACUCGAAGUCAAUGGAAGAGUAUACGACACUCAUGAUCGAAUGUUAUCCUUCCACCCCAAGCUUUGGCAUCAGGCACAGCCUUGGACAGGUGAUCGAUGGACCAUCACUGCAUACACGAUUCGGGACGUAGACGGUUUGAGCUGGGAAAAGUCAAAGUCGCUAAUGUCGCUUGGGUUUCAGUUGAAUUCAUCAAGACGGUUAUCAUUUGUUCCAUCAUUGAUUACCGGCGACAGCGAUGAAGAGCUCACACUUUACGACUUUGUGAAGAAGAAGAAGAAGGCCGAAGCCGAGAAAGAUAAGGUUCCUGAACCAGCUCCUCCUCUGAUGAAGAGUAAGGCCAAGUCUAAGCCCAGCAAGCCUGAUGCCGGGCGGAAGCCUGAGCCCGAGCCUGAAAAGGGUGCAGACAUGUCUGAUCUUUUUGAUAUUGAGGAGCAUUUCGAUGAAGCCGGGGAGUUGAAAAGUGCCGAGGAUCAGCCACCUCCUCCUCCUGAUUAUACGGAGUACUUUCCUGAUGAAGGUGUUAUUGUUCGCCAUCAUAUGCAGCCUCGCAAAGCUAAGUAUGCUGUUAGCGCUGCGGAAGCAGACGUCUUGAACAUCGGCGACCUGCGGUUGACCGAACGUCAGCUUCUUGGAAGUACUUCUGCAGAAGAACAAUGGGAUGAUGGUUUCCGGGGGGGUAAGGCUUCGGGACUUUGGACGGGAACCACUUACUUGUUUGAUCGUGGUAUUGAUAAGCAUCAUGCCGUGGCGGCUGUUAAGUACCGAAGACUGGUAGACAUGAACUUAUUGAUUGUCGAGUAG